Messenger RNA from Engraulis encrasicolus (European anchovy), 12041 nucleotides. It is a transcript of the gene col12a1b, whose product is annotated as collagen, type XII, alpha 1b. Lineage: Eukaryota; Metazoa; Chordata; Actinopteri; Clupeiformes; Engraulidae. Gene Ontology annotation, molecular function: protein binding. Gene Ontology annotation, biological process: endodermal cell differentiation. Bases 252 to 10961 code for a protein of 3569 amino acids. The record is from RefSeq and is a predicted model, not a curated record. The transcript has 77 exons.
UGAGGAGAAAUUCUUCCCAUUUGGAAAGAGGCUUCCUUUCUGGGACGUCCGAAACGGGAGCUCUUGAGUGAUCCGUCAGAUCGAGUCUCUCCUCCACUAGUGCGGAGCCUCCCAUCAGACUCUGGGGCAUCUCCGAAGAGCCGUGUCAUCCUGAACAAGCCAACAAAUACCGGGAGAAACGAGAACAAACUUCCUCUUGAAGGUUCAUUCAUGUGCUUCUGAGGCACUCGGUGAGAGGGUGAAUAAUAAACAUGAAGACCAGGCUGUACCUGGCAGCAGUUGCUGUCUUCGCAGCAGUCAUACUGUUCCCUAUUGAGGCACAAGUUGUACCGCCCUCAAAUUUGAGGUUUAAGAUUCUAAAUGAAAACACAGUAGAAAUGUCAUGGAAACCGUCACCUACACGGGUACGAGGCUACAGACUUCAAAUAGUUGCAGAAUCAGAUGAACCGGACAGAGAGAUGACCCUCCCGUCAGCGUCCACAAGGACCUCCAUCACAGACCUGACCCCAGACAUGAACUACAUGGUAACCAUCUUUGCAUUCUCCGGCUCUGAGGAGAGUUUACCCAUCUCUGGCCAGAUCACAAUCCAAUCCAGUGGCACCGGUGGAAGCACUGGAAAAAAGCCCCAGGUUACAGAGUCCAUCAAAUGCACUGCUGGCGCAAUCGCCGACUUGGUCUUCUUGGUUGACGGCUCGUGGAGUGUCGGACGUGAGAACUUCAAGUACAUUCGCAGCUUCAUCUCCGCCAUGGCCGGUGCCUUUAACAUUGGGGAGGACAAGACCAGGAUCGGCGUGGUUCAGUACAGCACGGACACCAGGCUCGAGUUCAACCUGAACCAGUACUCCAGACGGGGCGAAGUGCUGAGGGCUAUCAACAACCUGCCCUACAAGGGAGGCAACACCAUGACAGGCGAAGCCAUGGACUUUCUGCUGAAAAACAGUUUCACCGAGGCGUCUGGAUCAAGGAAAGGGUUCCCCAAAGUGGCCAUGAUUAUCACAGAUGGGAAGUCACAAGACCCCGUGGAAGCCUAUGCCAGAAAACUCAGGAACAGUGGAGUUGAGAUUUUUGUACUGGGUAUCAAGGAGGCAGAUGAAGCUGAGAUGAGACAAAUGGCCUCCUCUCCUCACAACACACACGUGUACAACGUGCCCGACUUCAAUGUCAUCAAGAGUGUCCAGCAGCAGCUCAUUACUGAAGUGUGUACCGCCGUGGACGAACAACUCAACUCCCUCGCCAGUGGUGAAGAAGCUGUUGAGCCUGCCUCCAACCUGCAAGUCACCGAGGUCACCUCCAAGUCCAUGAGGCUGCAGUGGGACGCUUCUCCCGGUGACGUGACGGGCUACAAGCUCCAGCUCGUCCCCAUGAUGGCAGGAGCCAAGAGGCAGGAGCUCUACGUGGGUCCCAAGCAGUCAUUCGUGAACGUGCGUGACCUCACGCCGGAGACGGAGUACGAGAUCAGCCUGUUUGCACUCAACGGCCUGACCCCCAGCGAAGCAGUCUUGGCCAUGGAGAAGACGGAACCGAUCAAAGUGUCCAUGGAGUGCUCCCUUGGGGUGGAUGUCCAGGCAGAUGUUGUGCUGCUGGUGGACGGCUCAUACAGUAUUGGGUUAGCCAACUUUGCUAAAGUGCGAUCCUUCUUGGAAGUUCUGGUCAACACCUUCGACAUUGGACCCAACAAGGUUCAGAUCAGUUUGGUCCAGUACAGCCGAGACCCACACACGGAAUUUUACCUGAACACGCACACCGACCUGCCGGCUGUGCUCAAGGCAGUGCAGACCUUCCCAUACCGCGGUGGGUCGACCAACACAGGCCGUGCCAUGACUUACGUCAGAGAGAAGAUCUUCAUUCAAAAUCGCGGCGCAAGGACCAACGUUCCUCGGGUCAUGAUUUUGAUCACAGACGGAAAGUCCUCGGAUGCUUUCAAAGAUCCGGCCAAUAAGCUCAGAAACAGCGACGUGGAGAUCUUUGCUGUCGGUGUGAAGGACGCAGUUCGCUCAGAGUUGGAAGCUAUUGCCAGUCCCCCCACGGAAACGCAUGUUUACACUGUGGAUGACUUUGAUGCUUUCCAGAGGAUUUCUAACGAGUUAACCCAAUCCAUUUGCCUGCGAAUUGAGCAAGAGCUUCUCAACAUCAAGAGGAGAAGCUUGGUUGCACCCAGGGACCUGUCUUUCUCCGAAGUCACGUCCAGAAGCUUCCGCACGACCUGGGAGAUCGACGCCAAGGAUGUCCAGUCCUACCUGAUCCAGUACAGGCCCGAGGCAGAAGCCAACGCGGACUACAUCUCUGUCUCGGUGCCUGGCGAGGACCUCUCGUCCCUCUUGCUUCACCUCACGCCGCUCACAAAGUACGUGGUCAAUGUCUACGCUCAGUACGAGAAGGGGGAGAGCUUUCCCCUGACUGGAUAUGAGACCACUCUAGAAGAGCAAGGGAAAGUGCGCAACCUGCGGGUGUCUGAGGAGAGCACGGACAGCUUCAGGGUGACCUGGAUGGCGGCCCCGGGGGCCGUGGUGAGGUACAGGCUCACCUACGUGCCGGCCAGGGGUGACCACCCGACCCAGGAGACCACCACGGCAGGCCCCGAGACCACCAUCGUCCUUACGCGUCUCAUGCCCACCACCACGUACCGAGUGACCGUGGCGGCAGAGUACGGAGCUGGGCCUGGACCAGCCAUGCAGGUCGAUGGCACCACCAAAGAAGAGAUUGGUUCUCCAAGAGACCUGGUCACCAGCGAUGUCACUGAGAGCAGCUUCGUGGCAUCUUGGACGGCAGCUCCUGGUGGCGUGCGGUCCUACCGCGUGCGCUGGAAGUCCAUGUUCUCUGACGAGUCGGGUGAGAAGACUUUACGAGGGGACGAGACCACCACCAUCUUAGACGGCCUGAGCCCUGAGACCCUUUACCAGGUGUCUGUGGUCGCUGCCUAUGGCCGGAAGGACUCGGACCCACUAGUGGGAGAAGAGACCACAGAUGCCUCCGCCGCGGCCAAGAAGCUGACCGUGUCCGACGAGACGGAGCGCAGCAUGCGGGUGACGUGGCAGCCGGCGCCGGGCCGGGUUCUGCAGUACCGCCUCAGCCACUCCCCGCAGAGCGGCGCCGGGCGCCAGGUGCUCCUCAAGGUGCCCGGCAACACCACCACCACCGAGCUGAGGAAACUCCAGCCCAUCACCACCUAUGACAUCACCGUGACCCCCAUCUACGGCCGGCGCGGAGAAGGCAAAGCAAGGCAAGGAGUAGGAACCACACUCUCACCCUAUAAACCUCCCAGAAACCUCCAGACCUCGGAACCCACCAAGACUAGUUUCCGUGUGACGUGGGACGCCGCCCCAGGGCCCGUGAAGGGCUACAAGGUCACCUUCCAUCCCAGUGACAAUGACAUCGAUCUCGGGGAGCUCCUGGUUGGCCCCUAUGACAACACAGUUGUGUUAGAGGAGCUACGAGCUGGAACAAAGUACUCAGUAGCUGUGUUUGGAAUGUUUGACGGCGGAGAGAGCAUGCCUCUUGCCGGGGAGGAGCACACUACCCUAAUGGAUGCACCCGACCCUCCAGAAUUUGACUCAGAUGGAGCUGUCUGCAACACCCAGGCCAAGGCAGACAUAGUGCUGCUGGUCGAUGGCUCCUGGAGUAUUGGUCGUCUGAACUUCAAAACCAUCCGAGCUUUCAUUGCUCGCAUGGUUGGUGUCUUUGAUAUCAGUCCAGAAAGGGUUCAGAUUGGUCUGGCGCAGUACAGCGGUGACCCAAGGACAGAGUGGCACCUGAAUGCUCAUCCCACUCGUGAUAAACUUCUGGAUGCUGUGGCUAACCUUCCUUACAAGGGAGGCAACACCAUGACAGGCAUGGCCCUGACCUACCUGCUGCAGAACAAUUUCCGAGAAAAUGUAGGCUUGCGCCCUGACUCCAGAAAAAUCGGCGUGCUCAUCACUGACGGAAAGUCGCAGGAUGAAAUCAUUGCCAAUUCCCAGCAACUCAAGGACGAGAACAUUGAGCUCUACGCCAUUGGUGUGAAAAAUGCUGAUGAGAUGGAGUUGAGGGCCAUCGCCUCAGAACCUGACGAGAUUCACAUGUACAAUGUGAACGACUUCUCCUUCCUGUUGGACAUUGUGGACGAGCUCUCCACCAACCUCUGCAACAGUGUCAAGGGUCCAGGCGGAGGCCCAGGCACAGCCAUGGACUUGGAGACCUCCGAGGUCACGCACCAUUCUUUCCUUGUCUCGUGGACGCCUCCGGACGAGCCGGUGGAGAAGUUCCGUAUCGAGUACACGCCUAAAAACGGAGGAGAGACCCUGAUGGUGUAUGCGGAUGGAGAGGAGCCCACUGUUAGGCUGGAGAAUCUCACCCCUGAUACGGAGUACGUCGUCAAGGUGUUCAGCCUGGACGGAGAGGAAGUCAGUGAACCUCUGGUGGGAUCUGAGAGAACCCUGCCACUGCCAUUCGUGAAGAGCAUGACCAUAUCCGAUGAGACCCUGUCCAGCAUGCGUGUGAAAUGGGAGCUGGUGUCUGGAGCCUCUGGCUACAUGCUUCUCUACAGUGCCCUGAACGCCACCCAGACCGUCCCAGAGAAGGAGAUGCGAGUUGGCGGUGAUGUGAAUGAUGUCCAGCUGGAGCAGCUGCUCCCCAACACAGCCUACACGGUGUCCAUCUUCGCUCUGCACGGCGAGGCGGCCAGCAACCCCCUCACCGACACAGGAGUCACCCUGCCUAUGCCCCCGUCUGGCAAGCUGACCAUCUCCGACGUGACCCACAGCUCCAUGCAGCUGACCUGGGACGCCGCCCCUGGCAAAGUCAGGAAGUACAUCAUCACCUACAAGCCAGAGGAAGGAGAGCUCCAAGAGGUGGAGGUGGAAGGGGACAUAACCACGCUCAAGCUCACCAACCUCAUCUCCCAGACCGAGUAUGACGUGGCAGUCACUCCCAUAUACGACGAGGGUCCAGGAAACCCCAUGCUUGGAACGGCUAUCACAGACGUGGUGCCUGCCCCCAAGAACCUGAAGACCUCCGAGGUGACCCAGACGUCCUUCAGGGCCACCUGGGAGCACGGGGCUCCUGACGUCCUCCUGUACCGCAUCAGCUGGGUCAAGAAGUCAGGAGGGGAGCCUGAAAAUGCCAUUUUGAACAGUGAUGAAACCACGCUGGUUUUGGAGAACUUGGACCCGGACACUCUCUAUGACGUGACUGUCACGGCUAUCUACCCAGACGAGUCCGAGAGCGAGGACCUGAUCGGAAGCGAGCGCACAAAGACAAAGCGAGUGCCUCCCGGUCCCAUCGGACCUCCUGCCAACCUGCGCGUCUUCAACGCCACCACCACCUCCCUGAACCUGAGGUGGGACCACGCUCCCGGGCCCGUCGUGAACUACAAGAUCACCUACCUGCCCGCCGCAGGGGGAAACGCCAUCACUACGCAGGUCGGAGGCAAGAAGAACCAAGCCAUUCUCCAGAAGCUCACUCCCAACACUGCUUACAACAUCACCGUGGCUGCUGUGUACCGCAGUGGGGAGAGCAGGGACCUCUCUGGCCAAGGGACAACAAAACCCCUGGGUGGCGUGAGGAACCUGCAGGUUCUGAACCCCACCAUGACCACCCUGAACGUGCGCUGGGAGCCAGCCGAGGGCAAAGUGCGCGAGUACAAGGUCAUCUACACGCCAGCCGCAGGAGGGGCUGAAAGCAUGGUAGGCAUGGAACAAGUGGCGGCCACUGCUACCAGCACUGUCUUGAGGGGCCUGCAGCCAGACACCCUGUACACCGUCACCCUGGUGCCCGUGUAUGUGGAGGGCGACGGCAAGCGCAUGUCCGAAAAUGGGAAGACAAGGCCCUUGGGCGGCGUGAAGAACCUGCGCGUGACCGACCCCACUAUGACAUCACUGAACGUGAAGUGGGAACCAGCUGACGGAGCAGUCAGGCAGUACAAGGUCUUCUUUGUCCCGACCGCCGGCGGAACGGAAGACAUGGAGCAAGUUCCAGCUUCCCAGACAUCCAUUGUGCUGAGGAACCUGCAGCCCAACACCCUGUACACUGUGUCCCUGGUACCCGUCUACCCUGCAACUGAAGGCAGAAGACAGUCGGAGAAUGGAAAGACACUGCCCUUGGGUGGAGUGAAGAACCUUAGGGUCAUUGACCCCACCUUCACCACCCUCAAGGCUGUUUGGGAGGCAGCCGACGGGAACGUCCAGGGCUACAAAGUCCUCUACACUCCCAAGAAAGGAGGACCUCAGAUGAUUGAACAAGUAUCCGAGAGCACCACCACACUGCUACUGAAGAACCUGGAUCCAGACACAGAGUACACCGUCACUGUGCUGCCCGUCUAUGCUGAGGGCGAUGGGCCAGAGCUGGACGAACUCGGAAAGACAAAGCCUUUGGGAAUGGUCAAAAAUCUGAAGGUGACGGACCCCACCAUUACCACCCUGAACGUUCGCUGGGACCCGGCAGAGGGCAAUGUGCGCGAGUAUAAGGUGGUCUACGUGCCAGCCGGAGGUGGACAGGAGCUCACGGAGCAAGUGACUGGAGGUGCCACAUCCACAGUCCUGAAGAACCUGAUUGCAGACACCCUUUACACAGUCACCGUCACCCCUGUUUACCCCGAGAUGGAGGGCCUUCCAAAGUCUGACAGUGGAAAGACCAAGCCUCUGGGGGGUGUGAAGAAUCUGCAAGUGGUGGACCCCACCAUCAGCUCUCUGACCGCUCGCUGGGAGCCAGCCGACGGCAACCCUCGCCAAUACAAGGUCUUCUACGUGCCUGUGCCUGGAAGCGGCGAGAAGAUGGAGCUAGUCUCUGGUAGUACUACCAACAUCAUCUUGAAAGGCCUUGACGCCUUCACCCUCUACAAGGUGUCCGUGGUUCCAAUUUAUGAAAAUGAGAUCGAGGGCAUAAGGCAGUCUGAAAACGGAAAGACGAAGCCUCUUGGCGGCGUGAAAAAUCUGCAGGUCACUGACCCCACGGUGAACUCCCUGAGAGUGAGAUGGGACGCAGCCGACGGCGAUGUGCGCCAGUACAAUGUCUUCUACGUUCCUGUUGCCGGGGGACCCGAACAAAUGGUUCAGGUAUCAGGGGUGUCCACCAACACAAUGCUGAGGAACCUGCAGCCAGACACUGAGUACAAAGUCUCUGUCCUGCCUAUCUACGCAGACGCGGAGGGGAAACGCACAUCAGAGAAUGGAAAGACCAAGCCUCUGGGUGGCGUCAAGAAUCUGCAGGUGACCGACCCCACCACCAGUUCUCUGAAGGUGCGCUGGGAGCCAGCUGAGGGCAACGUUAGGCAGUACCGCCUCUUCUACGUGCCUGCAUCCGGCGGAGCCGAGGACAUGGAGCAAGUUUCUGGAGGCACCACCACGACCAUCUUGAGGAAUCUCCUGUCUGACACGGUCUACACUGUUACUGUGGCUCCAGUCUACCCGGAGGGAGAAGGCCUCCGCCAGUCUGAAAAUGGAAAAACAUUGCCGCGUACUGCUCCUAAGAAUAUCAAGGUCUACAACCCGACCGCCAAUAGCCUGAACGUGCGAUGGGAGCCAGCGUCAGGGCAGGUGCAGCAAUAUCGCGUCGUCUACCAGCCGCUCAAUGGAGCCAAACCAGCCGAGUCGGUUCUGGUGCCAGGAAGCAUCCACAACGCCUUCUUAGAUAACCUCAUCCCUGACACCGAGUACUCUGUGACUGUGGUUCCCGUCUACGUGGAUGGAGAUGGACCGUCUGGAGAGGAUAAGGGCAAAACAUUGGCCCGCGCUGGCCCCAGGAAGCUGCGCGUGUUUGAUGCGACCACCAGCACUCUGACCAUUGGCUGGGACCAUGCAGAGGGGCCUGUCGUGCAGUACAAGAUCUCCUACGCCCCUCUCACAGGAGACCCCAUUACAGAGUUUGCUGUUACUCCUGGCAACAGAAACAAUGCCAUGCUGCAAAACCUACAGCCAGACACUCCAUACAACAUCACUGUGACGGCCAUCUAUGCGGAAGGCCCCGGCGGCACUCUUGUUGGAACUGGAACCACGCUUGGUCUCUUGGCACCCCGUAACCUCCACGUCUCCGAUGAGUGGUACACCCGAUUCCGCGUCACUUGGGAGCCUGUGGAUGCUCCCGUCCUGGGCUACAAGAUGGUGUACCAACAAGCAGGCAAGAAUGACUCAUUGGAGGUGUUUGUUGGAGAUGUCACCUCCUACACCCUGCACAACCUGCUCCCUGGUACCCCAUACGAUGUCAAAGUCUACGCUCAGUAUGAUGGUGGAAUCAGCGGUGCUCUCGAGGGACAGGGAACCACAUUGUACCUGAAUGUGACCAAUCUUGAGACCUACGAUGUUGGCCAUGAUCGAUUCUGCAUUAAAUGGAACCCCCACAGGGCUGCCACUUCUUACAGGAUUAAGCUGAACCCUAUUGACCCCCAUGCCAAGGGCCAGCAGGAGAUUACCAUCACCGCGGGUCAGAGUCACUACUGCUUCGAGGGCCUGUCUCCCGAGUCCCUGUACGGCGCUUCCGUAUUCGUCCAGACGCCCAACCUGGAGGGCCCUGGUGUCAGCGUGAAAGAGCGCACAUUGGUCAAGCCAACACCUGCUCCCACAUCACCACCUGCCCCUCCUCCUCCCCCCACCAUUCCACCUGGCUGGGCAGUCUGCAAAGGUGCCAAGGCUGACGUAGUCUUCGUGGUGGAUGGAUCAUGGAGUAUCGGAGAGGAGAACUUCGUGAAGGUGGUGAAGUUCGCCUACAGUGUCAUCGGAGCCUUUGAUGUCAUCAACUCUGCCGGAAUGCAGGUCUCUGUUGUGCAGUACAGUGACGAUGCCCAGACCGAGUUCAGGCUGAACACGUACAAGGACAAGGGCAUGGCUUACGCAUCACAGGCCCUCAUUAAGUACAGGGGAGGCAACACCAAAACAGGCAUCGCUCUGAAGCAUGUGCAUGAGAAAGUCUUCACUUCAGAUAAUGGAAUGAGGAGGAACGUUCCCAAAGUUGUGGUAGCAAUCACAGAUGGGCGAUCUCAGGAUGAAGUCACAAAGAACGCUGCCAAACUACAGCACGCUGGGUACAGCGUGUUUGUCGUUGGAGUUGCAGACGUGGACUUUGUGGAACUUCAGAACAUUGCUAGCAAGCCAAGCGACCGCCACGUCUUUGUUGUCGAUGACUUUGAUGGUUUCGCAGCAAUCCAGGACAAUCUGGUGACCUUCAUUUGUGAAACGGCCACAUCCUCGUGUCCUUUGAUCUACGUGAAUGGGUUCACAUCACCAGGCUUCAGGAUGCUUGAGGCAUUCAACAUCACAGAGAAAACGUAUGGCUCCAUCCCAGGAGUAUCCAUGGAAAGUGGCUCCUUCAACAGUUACACGGCCUACAGACUCCACAAGGAUGCUUUCCUGACUCAGCCCACUUCAGAUAUCCAUCCUGACGGCCUGCCCUCGGCCUACACGAUCAUCCUCAUGUUCCGACUGCUACCAGACUCCCCCAAAGAGGCCUUCGAUAUCUGGCAGGUCUCCGACAAGAACAACAAGCCCGAAACCGGAGUCACGAUCGAUCCUGCCACCCAGACGGUAUCGUUCUAUAAUAAGGACACUCGUGGGGAGAUCCAGAAAGCCACAUUUGAUAACGAUCAAGUCAAGAGGAUGUUCCACGGCAGCUUCCACAAGCUUCACAUCCUGGUCUCCUCCAAGAGUGUCAAGUUGAACGUCGACUGCCAGGAGGUGGCCGAGAAGGAGAUUAAGGAGGCUGGAAACACAUCUGCGGACGGCUAUCAAGUGCUCGGCAAGAUGUCCAAGUCCAUUGGACAGCGAGGAGAGUCGGCAACAUUCCAGCUCCAGAUGUUUGACAUCAUCUGCAGCCUCGCCUGGACGAGCAAAGACAGAUGUUGUGACCUUCCAUCCAUGAGAGACGAGUCCAAGUGCCCAUCUCUCCCUAAUGCCUGCACGUGCACAACUGAUAGCACAGGACCUCCCGGGACACAAGGGCCAAUGGGUGCCCCCGGAGGCAAAGGUCCAAAGGGUGAGAGAGGAGAGAAAGGCCCUGCGGGACAACUGGGCCCGAUGGGAGAGAUGGGGCCACCUGGGCCAAUGGGGCUUCCAGGCCCACAAGGACCUAGCGGAAUGUCGAUUCCUGGCGAAGCUGGCCGCCCUGGACCAAAAGGAGAGCCUGGAGACUCCGGACUACCUGGGCAGAAAGGUCCACCUGGGUCUUCUGGUGGUAUUGGACCUAUUGGACCUGCUGGACCAAGAGGACCCGUCGGCAAAGAAGGGCCAGCUGGGCCUAGAGGUCCACCAGGACCAAUGGGACCUCCUGGACCUCCCGGAGCUAUUGGCCCCAGUGGAAUUUCUGGAAAGCCUGGUGAUAAUGGUAUUCCUGGAGCCACCGGGCAGAAAGGAGACAGGGGCGACAGAGGCGAUAUUGCCUCCCAAGGCAUGAUGAGAUCCAUUGCCCGACAAGUCUGCGAACAACUAGUGAACAGUCAGAUGAGCCGCGUCAACGACCUCAUCAACCAGAUCCCCAGUGGUAUCCGUAGCAGCCAACCAGGACCGGCCGGACCUCCUGGCCCAUCAGGACCUCAAGGUCCCCGCGGAGAGCCCGGAAGGAUAGGCAGGAACGGAUUCCCCGGAAAUCCUGGAUUGCCCGGAAAUCAGGGCGAGAGAGGCGUACCUGGUGAGAAGGGAGACAGAGGCACCCCUGGAACUGGCCAGAGGGGACAAAGGGGACAGCCUGGCCCUCCUGGACCUCAAGGUGAUUCCAGGACAGGACCCCCAGGACCAUCAGGGUCUUCCGGGGCGCGUGGAACCCCUGGCCGCAAUGGCGUUCCCGGGGUGAGAGGACCGCCCGGUCCCCCAGGGUACUGCGACUCCUCCCAGUGUGUCGGCAUCCCGUACAACGGGCAGGGGUACAGAGGAGAGCGGAUCCAGCCCGAUGCGGACCCGCAAGUAGUGGCCAUGCAGGAGGGAGCGGAAUACGACGACUCAGAACAUGAGAGUCGGCGCAAGAGGUCUGUAUCGAGGAAGGUCUCAAAGAGGAUAGCAGCAUAAAGACGCAGGUGCUGUUGAGAUGGUGUCCACUCCAUCUCCUCUAUUGUAUAAAUUAUAUAUAUAUAAAUAAAUAAAAAUAAAUAAUUGUGUUGUUGUUGUUGUAGUAGUCACUCUCAGAUAUGUAACUGUGAAGGGAUAUGCACACUUGACAUCGCAGAGGGGCUCUCUCUUCUCCACCCUCUCUUUCUCUUCUCUUAAUUUGUCCAUACCUUUUGUGUUCAGUGCACACACAUGCAAACAGAAAAAAAUGAAUAAAACAGAAGGGAAAGUGAGCAAAAGAAAAGGAAAUUGUUUUCCAUGUUUUUUAUUUUAUUUUUCGUGAUCUGUGAUCUGUUACUUUUUUUUUCCUUUUCAAUUCACUAUGUGCCAUUGCUUGUAACAUACCCGCAUCAUGUCUUCAUUCAUCCAAUGAUAGCCGUAGCAUUUAACAAGUUCAAAAAGAAACACUACAUCAACAUAGACCGCAAUUGGAAGGAUAUUGGUUCGAAAGCAAUUGUAUAGAAUAGCACAAGGGGGUGGGCCUGUGUGUUAUACAAUCACAGAAUCCGCAUAAAUGCCUCAUUAUAAUUGUCUACAUUGUUCUGUUGCAAUUUCAUAGUCCUACGUCAUCGUUACUCUGCCACUGCCAUGUCAUGGUCACGUGACAGCAUCAACCGAGCUGUUUCUCACUCUUACAUACUUCAGUUAAACAUGAUUUCCUUUUUGUUAUUUUAGACCUAAUAUUUAUCAGUUUUUAUUAUAUCAAGUCACAGCAGAUUUUACCAAGUGUGGAAUUGCAUGUCUGUGGUGUAUAUUUAGUAUGUUUUGUUUUUAUUUGCUUUAUCUUUGUUUUUUUUGUUUUUUUUUGUUUUUUUUGUUUGUUUUCUUUUUUGUUUCGAUUGUUUAUUUUAUCUGGAUAUAGUUGUUGUCAUUGUUGUUCUAUCAUUAUCUCGUGCAGUUGACAUCUGUGUGCAAGACUAUGGAUAUAGUAUUGCUGCUUUAUGUUUUAAACUGCAGAUUGUGAAUUCCACAGCCUUAUUUUUCUUAUUUAUUUCUGAAACCAAAGAGGCAUUUUUCAAUAAAACUACUGAAAAUUUAAAA